Messenger RNA from Lethenteron reissneri (Far Eastern brook lamprey), 1056 nucleotides. It is a transcript of the gene HINT3, whose product is annotated as histidine triad nucleotide binding protein 3. Lineage: Eukaryota; Metazoa; Chordata; Hyperoartia; Petromyzontiformes; Petromyzontidae. Gene Ontology annotation, molecular function: catalytic activity. The record is from RefSeq and is a predicted model, not a curated record.
GUGGGCUGGUGUAACCAGGAGGUUCCUACCAGUACAAUGUUAAUGACUUGCCAAGGCGCGGACGUGAUGUGAAUGUGAUGGUGUAGCGCCACCCCUGGUAAGAGCCCGGUCACAAAUUUUUGGCAGGGCCCUCUUUAAACAGCCCGUGACAAUUUCCUGUGCGGCUUUCGUUUUUGGACACGCGAGGGGUACUGUUGCCGAACACAACAACAAGAACAACAUCAUCUCUGGAGCCCUGUGGCUGGCUGGUUGCCUGCUUCGCCUGCCCUCCUUGCCCAGGUAUACACCCAUUGCUGCUGCUGCUGCUACUGCCUCGAUCUGCUGGAAAUGUCUGCAGAGGGCUCCCACCAUGGGGACAGCGACGGGAAGGAGGACGCAGCCGAGACGAGGAGAGACACAGAGCCCACGUGUUUGUUCUGCAAGAUAGCCAAUGGACAGCAGGAGGAUUGCGAGCUCGUGUACCAGGAUGAGCAUCUAUCGUCAUUCCGAGACAUCCACCCCGGGGCUCCGCACCACUACCUGGUGGUUCCGCGCGACCACGUGGGGAACUGCAAGUCUCUACGGAGGCGCCACGUGGCGCUGGUGAACGAGAUGGUUCGUGUUGGAAAAGAAGUCCUGCAGCGACAGGGCGUGAGCGACCUGUCUGACAUCAGGCUGGGAUUCCACUGGCCGCCCUUCUCUUCCGUGACUCAUCUGCACCUCCACGUGCUCGCCCCGGCCAGCCAAAUAGGCUUCUUGCGGCUCGCCUACAGGCUCAACACCUGGUGGUUUGUCACGUCUGAUCAGUUGAUCAAGAUACUUGAAGCCUUUCCAGAGGAGUCGGCAGAGGAAGGAAGCAAGGCCCACUGAGCUCAUCACUUGUGUACAAUCCACGCGCGGUGAUUACAUACAUUUAAAGCUAAUUCGCUUGGAUAUAUGGAGCUUGUUUCCACACUGCUGCUGGCUGAAGGACAUGUGCUGAUCAUUAAUUAUUGCUGCUCUUUGGUGAAUUAACAUUGUUUUCUGUCGAUUGUAAACUCUCGCAUUAAAUGUAAUAUCGGCGAUGUGCCUACCCAA